This is a messenger RNA of Pseudoliparis swirei, 1528 nucleotides long. RefSeq names its product kynurenine--oxoglutarate transaminase 1-like. The record is from RefSeq and is a predicted model, not a curated record. Gene Ontology annotation, cellular component: mitochondrion; cytoplasm. Gene Ontology annotation, biological process: biosynthetic process. The transcript is spliced from 13 exons. Gene Ontology annotation, molecular function: pyridoxal phosphate binding; L-kynurenine:2-oxoglutarate transaminase activity. Lineage: Eukaryota; Metazoa; Chordata; Actinopteri; Perciformes; Liparidae. Bases 85 to 1347 code for a protein of 420 amino acids.
GAAGUAGAAAUUAAAAUAUAAAGAGCCGCUUGAAGGGGAAGUGAUUUUUAAAUACGAGAAGUUUGGCUGGACUGUAAGAUAAUUAUGUCGCGACAGCUUGAAGCGCGCAGAACAGCCAGUGCCUGUAAAAAUAUUUGGGUUGAAUGCACACAACUGGCAGCCGACUACAAAGCAGUGAAUCUCGGACAGGGGUUCCCAGACUUCUCCCCUCCCAAAUUUGUCCAAGAUGCUUUUUGUAAAGCUGUGAGUGGAGGAUACCAGAUGCACCAGUAUACCAGAGCUUUUGGCCAUCCUCCUCUCGUACACAUCCUGGCUAAAUUCUUCGGGAGGAUAGUGGGACAUGAGAUCGAUCCUUUAGAAGGCGUGCUGGUCACAGUCGGAGCUUAUCAGGCUCUCUUCUGUGCAUUUCAAGCACUGAUUGAUGAAGGGGAUGAGGUCAUAAUUGUUGAGCCGUUCUUUGACUGCUACCAGCCGAUGGUGAAGAUGGCCGGAGGAAAGCCAGUGUAUGUACCUCUGAGGCCGAAAGUCGGGGGAAGUGCCGUCCUGUCCAGUGGAGACUGGGUUCUUUCUGCUGAGGAGCUGGCCAGUAAGUUCACUCCACGCACAAAAGCCAUCGUCAUCAACACUCCCAACAACCCCCUGGGCAAGGUUUACAAGACCGAGGAGCUCCAGGUGAUCGCUGAUCUGUGCAUCAAACACGACGUGCUGUGCAUCAGCGACGAGGUGUACGAGUGGCUGACCUAUGAUGGGAACAAGCACGUGAAGAUCGCCAGCCUUCCUGGCAUGUGGGAGCGGACCGUCACCAUCGGCAGUGCAGGGAAGACCUUCAGCGCCACCGGCUGGAAGGUCGGCUGGGUCAUCGGCUCCAAGCAGACCAUUAAACACAUGAACAUCAUCCAUCAGAACUGUGUUUACCACUGUCCCACAGCCGCUCAGGAGGCAGUAGCGCGUGGGUUUGAGAGAGAGUACGAGCUGUUUGGGACUCCGGAGAGCUACUUCCAGCAGCUGCCUGCCAUGUUGCACCAGAAGAGAGAGAGACUGGCCUCCUGCCUGGGGAGCGUGGGGCUGCAGCCCGUCAUGCCGGAGGGAGGCUACUUCAUGAUCGCUGACAUCUCGUCUGUCAAGGUGGACUUGAACGACCAGAGCUCUGAGGAUGAGCCCAACGACUUCAGAUUUGUCAAGUGGCUCACGAAGGAGAAGGGUCUAGCAACCAUCCCCGUCUCUGCGUUCUACAGCCCAGAGCACCGACGGGAGUUUGACAAAUACAUUCGCUUCUGUUUCAUCAAGGAGGACGCCACCCUGAACGCAGCGCAGGACAUCUUGAGGAAGUGGAGUGAGACGCAGUGAAGCGUGACCCGUACGUCCACACUCCAUCCGGCUCUUUAAACCGUCUCUGGUUCCUCCAGCUGGGUUCCUCAAGACGCCGUUCUCCAUAUAAUAAUACACUUGUGCAUCACUACUUAGGUUUUAACGACAAAUAGUUUAGAUUUUUCUAGUACGAUAAUAAAAGUUGAAAUUUGUAAUAACA